AUCUAGGGUAAUACGAUCCCUCAGAUCCUUAAAUGAAUAGUGGGCUCGACGGCCAACACAAUGCAGGAUCGGCCCCUGAUUGGUUCGGUGCAAGACAAGAAUAAACACCGAGGGGACAGCUACUGUAUAUAUUGCGCUAAGAUGUGACACUUCCAAGAAACGAGAAACUCCCAAGAUAAUAGCUGGGCUGAGAGAGCAAACAUUAGUUUAUUAAACAAGCUACAGAUUUGAGGAUGAGGGCACAGAUCCAGAAAGUUCCUCAGAUAGUUCAGCUGCUGAAAAAGAAGUCUGUGGGGCUGCAGCACUUCAAGCCAACAUCCUCAGUGUGCGUCCUGGAGGAGAAGGAUGCUGCGGAGGCUGUGCGGUGCCCUCACAGAGCGCGCAGUCUAGACGCGAUUCCAGGACCCACCAACUGGCCCCUGCUCGGCAGUCUGGUUGAGCUCCUGAGGAGAGGAGGUCUGACAAGGCAACAUGAGGCGCUGGUUGAUUACCACAAGAAAUUCGGCAAGAUUUUUCGGAUGAAGCUGGGCUCCUUUGAGUCGGUGCACAUUGGCGCACCUUGCUUGCUGGAGGCGCUCUACAGGAAGGAGGGAAGUUACCCUCAGAGACUAGAGAUCAAACCGUGGAAAGCAUACAGAGACAUGAGAAACGAGGCCUACGGACUCCUCAUUCUGGAGGGAAAAGACUGGCAGAGAGUGAGGAGCGCUUUUCAGCAGAAACUCAUGAAACCGACAGAGGUGGUGAAGCUCGAUGGUAAAAUAAACGAGGUGCUGGUGGAUUUCGUUGACAGAGUUGGAAAAAUAAACGCAAACGGGAAGAUUGAAGACUUGUACUUUGAACUAAAUAAAUGGUCAUUUGAGACCAUUUGCCUCAUCCUCUAUGACAAAAGAUUUGGUCUGUUGCAAGAGAAAGUCAAUGAGGAAGCCAUGAACUUCAUCACAGCUGUGAAAACAAUGAUGAGCACGUUUGGCAUCAUGAUGGUCACGCCGGUGGAGCUCCACAAGAGCCUCAACACCAAAAUAUGGCAGGACCACACAGCAGCGUGGGAUCGUAUUUUUAGCACAGCUAAAGUCUACAUAGACAAGAAGUUGAAGAGGAACGCCUGCAGAGCUCCUGAUGACCCAAUCGGUGACAUCUUACAAAACAGCUGCCUCUCUAAGAAGGAGCUGUAUGCAGCCAUCACAGAGCUACAGAUCGGAGGAGUUGAGACAACCGCCAACAGUAUGCUGUGGUUUAUUUUCAACCUGUCACGUAACCCUGGCGCCCAGAGGAAGCUGCUGGAGGAGAUUAGAGAGGUGGUGCCUCCCGACCAGGAUCCGUGUGGACAGCACAUCAAGAGCAUGCCCUACCUCAAGGCCUGCCUCAAGGAGUCUAUGAGGUUAUCGCCAUCAGUUCCAUUCACCAGCAGGACCUUGGACGAAGACACCGUGUUGGGAGAUUAUGCCAUUCCCAAAGGAACAGUUUUAAUGAUAAACAGCCAUGCAAUCAGCUCCAAUGAGGAAUACUUUGAUGACGGGAAGCAGUUCAAGCCUGAGCGCUGGCUGCGGGAGAAUUACACCAUCAACCCAUUUGCCCAUGUUCCCUUUGGCAUUGGAAAGAGGAUGUGCAUUGGCCGGCGCCUGGCAGAGCUGCAGCUGCAACUGGCCAUGUGCUGGCUGGUCAGAGACUUUGAGAUUGUGGCCACAGAUAAUGAGCCUCUCGAUGUAAUACAUUCAGGACUUUUGGUUCCCAACAGAGAACUGCCGGUUGCCUUCAUCAGGAGAUGAGGUGCCAUAUUCAGCUCUUCAGGAUGCAGUGACAGAAAGAUGAUACCUCUGUUGCCAUGGCCUCAAUGGUCCAGUGACUCCCUGUAUUGCUGCUCUGUAAAUAGAACAAAAGGACAGAACAAUUAUUAUAUAUGUAAUCCUACCAUAAAUACCUCAAACCUAUUUAAAACUAUUACUAAUGACUAUUAAUGACUGACCAAAAUGCCAGUUGUUGUAAAUUGAAGGCAGCUGUCCUCAAAUCUUAAUUUAAUGUUCUCACCUCAGAUGUGUAUAUAGGUGUCAAAGUAUUAUUUUUCUGCUUUUCCUUGUUUAAUAACCUGCAUAUAAAGGUCAACAUAAAAUACAUGUUUAUUUUUCUUUAUGUAUAUAAAGUGCUAUAAUAUUAUUGUAAUAACAUACAUGGUUGUAUGUAG
Monopterus albus (swamp eel) is the source of this 2179-nucleotide messenger RNA. RefSeq names its product cytochrome P450, family 24, subfamily A, polypeptide 1 (gene cyp24a1). Lineage: Eukaryota; Metazoa; Chordata; Actinopteri; Synbranchiformes; Synbranchidae. The coding region runs from base 234 to 1766 and encodes 510 amino acids. The record is from RefSeq and is a predicted model, not a curated record. Gene Ontology annotation, biological process: cellular response to peptide hormone stimulus; cholesterol metabolic process; C21-steroid hormone biosynthetic process. Gene Ontology annotation, molecular function: monooxygenase activity; oxidoreductase activity, acting on paired donors, with incorporation or reduction of molecular oxygen; iron ion binding. Gene Ontology annotation, cellular component: mitochondrial inner membrane. The transcript is spliced from 12 exons.